This is a messenger RNA of Solea solea (common sole), 1775 nucleotides long. Its product is annotated as 5-hydroxytryptamine receptor 4. The transcript has 7 exons. Lineage: Eukaryota; Metazoa; Chordata; Actinopteri; Pleuronectiformes; Soleidae. Gene Ontology annotation, biological process: regulation of appetite; chemical synaptic transmission; adenylate cyclase-activating adrenergic receptor signaling pathway. Gene Ontology annotation, molecular function: G protein-coupled serotonin receptor activity. The record is from RefSeq and is a predicted model, not a curated record. The coding region runs from base 186 to 1526 and encodes 446 amino acids. Gene Ontology annotation, cellular component: plasma membrane.
UUCAAACCAGGUUGCUUUAUGUUUUUUUGUCCACUCACUUAAUCUGGAUUAUGAGCGACACACAGACGCUCCGGUGUUGGUAGAGCGGAGGAGGAGGCGAGGAGCCCGGCACAUGCAGGUGCGCAGGGCCAGAGCAUGGGGUGAUGAGGACUCUCCUCUGCUGACUCCAGUGCAGAUGAACAGUGAUGGCAACAGCAUCACCACAACACAGUUUGUUGGAUGACAUCAUAAAGACAGGACAACAACAACAACAUCAACAUCAUCAGCAGCAGAAGGAGCAGGAGGUGGAGGAGGAGUUCCUGAGCUCACUGGAGACAAUUGUGCUCUCUAUCUUCCUCUCCAUCAUUAUUAUCAUGACAGUUUUUGGUAACCUGCUGGUCAUGGUGGCGCUCUGCAAGGACAGACAGCUACGGAAGAAGAAGACCAACUACUUCAUCGUGUCGCUGGCUUUUGCUGACCUGCUGGUCGCCGUGGUCGUGAUGCCCUUUGCCGCGAUUGAGUUGACCACCGGCGAGUGGAGGUACGGAGCCAUUUUCUGCCUCAUCCGAACGUCGCUCGACGUCCUGUUGACGACAGCGUCCAUCCUGCACCUCUGCUGCAUUGCGCUUGACAGGUAUUACGCUAUCUGCUGCCAGCCGCUGGUUUACAGACACAAAAUGACUCCAGUGAGAGUAGCACUAAUGCUCAGCAGCUGCUGGCUCAUCCCAACAUUCAUCUCCUUCUUACCCAUCAUGCAAAGCUGGAACGCCAUCGGCAUUGAGGACAUUAUUGAGGAGAGGCGAGCGUUGACGGGAGGCUCCAACGACACAAGCUGCGUGUUUCUGGUGAACCAGCCUUACGCCCUGAUCUGCUCCACUGUGGCCUUCUACGUCCCACUGGCCCUCAUGGUCCUGGCCUACCAGCGCAUUUACGUCACCGCCAUGACCCACGCGCGACAGAUCGAGACGCUGCAGCGCGCCGGCUCCGCUCCCGUCACCGGAUCGACUCAAGUCGCCAUCGUGAGGUCGUCCACUUCCUCAGAUCCGUCAGAACACUGCCGUCACAGGACAGCACCGGGUUCCCCUGCCUCAGAGCAGGCCCCCAUGGCGAACAGUCGCAUGCGCGUCGAGACUAAGGCGGCAAAGACGCUGGCGGUGAUAAUGGGCUGUUUCUGCCUAUGUUGGGCGCCGUUCUUCAUCACCAAUAUCGUGGACCCCUUCAUUCACUACUCAGUGCCGUGGCAGCUGUGGACUGCCUGGCUGUGGCUCGGGUACAUUAACUCAGGGUUGAACCCCUUCCUGUACGCCUUCCUGAACCGGGCGUUCCGGAGGGCGUUCCUGGUGAUCCUCUGCUGUGGGGAUGAGCGGUACGCGCGGCAGGGGAGCUGCUCCUACAGACAAACCUACAGACCGUGCUCGGCCGCGUCGGUCAACGGCACGUCUAUGGCACUGAGAUUGUCCUUCCUGCCAAACCGGAGCUACAGUGACAACGGGCAGACGAUACUGGCUAACGAGCAGGAGUCCCAGGAUUCUGUUGCACACCAGUGAAGAAGAAGAAGAAGAAGACAUUACAGAGACAGAGCUACAGAGGACAUUUACAUCCUCAGCCUGUGGAAACCUCAACAGUCUGUUUACUUUCCUCCAUUUCCACUCGGCUUUUAUGACCUAUGCGGCAUGCCUUCGUCCGACUUUACGUGCGCAUGGAUGGAAUUUCAAAGCUCAUUUACAGCCAAGUACUGAAUAAUCUGACUCUUGGAAAAGAAGUAUUGGUUAUAUAGAUUACCUGUAGUGUUCAGA